CAAUUAUUCCUUCUUAGCUUCUUCUUUUUGGGAAUCACAACUCAGAAGAGACAGCUUCCAUAUAGUAUAUAAAUAUAUAUGUGUGUGUGUGUGUCAAAAGCAUAAGUCUGCAGGUUUAGAUUUUAUUAUGAGAAGAAGCAAAGAAUAACUAACAAAGCAAAAAGAAAACAAAAUGGCUUCCCAAUUGUUCAGCCCCAAGAUCUCAUCUUCUUCCAAGCCUAUAAUUUCUCUUAUUCUCUGCUUUCUCUUUAUGGUCAUUGGUGUUUGUCCGGUCCGGUCUGCACGACCGGACCCCGGAAACUCCAACCGGUCGAGCCAGGCUUUCCGGCCCGGGGAAGAGUCGGAGAAGAUGAAGAUGAUGAGAGCUCAUCUCGCCAAGCUCAAUAAGCCUUUUGUCAAAUCUGUGCAGAGUUCAGAUGGAGACAUUAUAGACUGCGUGGAAUCCGACAAGCAACCGGCGUUCGAUCAUCCCAUGUUGAAGGGACAAAAGCCAUUGGAACCGCCGGAGAGGCCGAAGCGCCGGCGCCACCACCCCACGACGGCGGCCGGAUACGAGGAGGAGGAUUUCCAGGUGUGGAGGUCGUCGUCUGGGGAAUCAUGCCCGGAGGGAACUAUUCCGAUCAGACGAACACUUGAACGGGACCUUCUCCGGGCUUCUUCCAUCCAUCAUUUUGGAAGAAAAACCGUUCAAAGAGAUUCCACCGCCGGCGACGGCGCCGGCCAUGAACAUGCAAUUGGGUAUGCGAGCGGAGAAGAGUACUAUGGGGCAAAAGCGAGCAUGAGCGUGUGGGCCCCACGCGUGGCUAAACCGUAUGAAUUCAGCUUGUCGCAAGUGUGGCUUAUUUCUGGUGCUUUUGGUGAUGAUCUCAACACCAUUGAAGCCGGCUGGCAGGUUAGCCCAGACCUAUACGGGGACAAUUACCCUAGAUUUUUUACCUACUGGACGAGUGAUGCAUACCAAGGUACGGGGUGUUAUAAUCUGCUAUGCUCGGGCUUUGUCCAGACUAAUAACAAAAUUGCCAUUGGAGCUGCCAUCUCUCCCAUUUCUUCCUAUAAGGCCGGCCAAUAUGAUAUCAGCAUUUUAAUUUGGAAGGCGGUUAUGGCUUGCAUGAUAUCGGACAAGGUGACCGUCGAGGGCUCCGACGAAGCUGCCAUGAGGUCGAGAAUGAGAGCACCAGUUGAUACAAGGUGUAUCGAGUCUUCAUGGCUGGAAAAGCACUGCCCAGGGAUUUCUUUGGGUUCAGCGGCCAAAAGAAGGAGAAAGGAAGAAGGUUUAGGGUUUUGGGAAAUGAGAGAAAAUUAGGGAGAAAAUUAUGGAAUAUUAUUAUUACUUGACUUCCUACGGUGCAUUGUGCUCCGUAUUUAUAACAAUAUACUCCCCAAACCCUACGACUACUCUAACCUGUCGGUUCAAGAAAAGCGUCAAGGGAAAGAACCGAAAAGAAAAUCCUUGAAAGAGCUUAUAACCCGCUCUCCUAAUAAAAUCUACGUUACAUA
Cuscuta campestris is the source of this 1497-nucleotide messenger RNA. The record is from the annotation of a GenBank genome assembly. NCBI's taxonomy places the organism in Eukaryota, Viridiplantae, Streptophyta, Magnoliopsida, Solanales, Convolvulaceae.